UUCCUCCGGCUGAAUGCCCGAGCCUGCGCGCGCGCUCGCGCGCUCCCGCUCGCAGCCGGGCUCGGUGUCGGGAGCGCGCUCUGUGUGGCCGCUGCCGCCAUGUUGUUGUGGUUGUGAGAAGGCGGCGGCGGAGGAGCGGCCGGACUAGACGCUCCUGCGGCCCAGGCGCUGCCCUCCGUGGCCCCAAGGCUGGGAGCCUCGUGGGGGUGCUGGUGGCAGAGGCGGGCCUCGCCAUGAUCUGCCGUCCGAUUUCCUUGUGAAACCUUCCAGUGAAGUUCUUCGGCCCAACUUCAUUUGAUUUCAGCCUAACGGACAGAAGAGCCUUGUUAGACACAGAAGACAGACCGGGGAUCUCUCUUGACCUGGGCAUCCUGUCAUGGAUGAAGAGACUCGGCACAGGCUUGAGUGCAUCCAGGCCAAUCAGAUCUUUCCCAGGAAGCAGCUGAUCCGGGAGGAUGAGAAUCUUCAGGUUCCGUUUUUUGAGCUCCAUGGAGAGAGCACAGAGUACGUGGGCCGUGCUGAGGACGCCAUUAUUGCCCUUUCUAAUUACAGACUUCACAUCAAGUUCAAGGAGUCUCUCGUUAAUGUUCCAUUGCAGCUUAUCGAAAGUGUUGAAUGCCGAGACAUAUUUCAACUACAUUUGACUUGCAAAGACUGCAAAGUUAUCAGGUGUCAGUUUUCAACCUUUGAGCAGUGUCAAGAGUGGCUGAAGAGACUAAACAAUGCAAUCCGACCACCUGCUAAAAUAGAAGAUCUCUUCUCAUUUGCAUACCACGCUUGGUGCAUGGAGGUUUAUGCCAGUGAAAAAGAGCAGCAUGGAGACCUGUGCAGACCAGGGGAACAUGUAACGUCAAGGUUUAAAAAUGAAGUGGAGCGGAUGGGUUUUGAUAUGAACAAUGCCUGGAGGAUUUCCAACAUCAAUGAGAAGUACAAGUUGUGCGGUAGUUAUCCACAGGAGCUCAUCGUGCCUGCCUGGAUCACUGAUAAAGAGCUAGAAAGUGUAGCGAGCUUCAGGUCCUGGAAGCGCAUCCCUGCCGUGGUCUACAGGCACCAGAGCAAUGGCGCGGUCAUUGCCCGCUGUGGUCAGCCGGAGGUCAGCUGGUGGGGCUGGCGAAACGCAGACGACGAGCACCUGGUGCAGUCGGUGGCCAAAGCCUGUGCCUCGGACUCCCGAUCCAGCGGCUGCAAGCUGUCGGCCAGGAGUGCUCGAGACUUUGCCAGCGGGGCUGGCCUCUCGGAUGUGGAGUUCGAUUCUUCAUCAAAUACCACGGGAGCAGAGAGUCUAGCCAUCCAGCCACGGAAGCUUCUGAUCUUGGAUGCACGCUCCUAUGCAGCGGCUGUGGCCAACCGAGCCAAAGGAGGAGGCUGUGAAUGCCCAGAGUAUUACCCAAACUGUGAAGUGGUGUUUAUGGGGAUGGCAAACAUUCAUUCUAUUCGGAGAAGUUUCCAGUCUCUACGAUUGCUGUGCACACAGAUGCCGGAUCCAGGAAACUGGCUGUCAGCUCUUGAAAGCACAAAAUGGCUCCAUCACUUGUCCAUGCUGCUGAAAUCGGCCCUGCUGGUGGUGCACGCUGUGGAUCGGGAUCAGCGGCCAGUGCUCGUGCACUGCUCCGACGGCUGGGACCGCACGCCCCAGAUCGUGGCGCUGGCCAAGCUCCUGCUGGACCCUUACUACCGGACAGUAGAGGGAUUCCAGGUCCUCGUGGAGAUGGAGUGGCUGGAUUUUGGCCAUAAGUUUGCUGACCGGUGUGGUCACGGGGAGAACUCGGAUGACCUGAAUGAGCGCUGCCCGGUGUUUCUGCAGUGGCUGGACUGCGUUCAUCAGCUUCAGAGGCAAUUCCCUUGCUCUUUUGAGUUCAACGAAGCAUUCCUUGUUAAACUAGUGCAGCACACCUAUUCCUGCCUCUUUGGAACAUUCCUGUGCAACAAUGCCAAGGAGCGAGGGGAGAAGCACACUCAGGAGCGCACAUGCUCAGUGUGGUCACUUCUUCGGGCAGGCAACAAGGCUUUCAAGAACCUACUGUACUCCUCGCAAUCAGAGGCCGUGCUGUACCCUGUGUGCCAUGUACGUAACCUGAUGCUGUGGAGUGCAGUGUACCUGCCGUGUCCAGCCCCAUCCGCCCCUGUGGAUGACAGCUGUGCGCCGUACCCAGCCCCAGGCACCAGCCCUGAGGAUUCCCCACUGAGCCGGCUGCCAAAGACGAGAUCAUUUGACAACCUGACCACAGCCUGCGACAACACAGUGCCUCUGGCCAGCCGGCGCAGCAGCGACCCCAGCCUGAAUGAGAAGUGGCAGGAGCACAGACGAUCGCUGGAACUUAGCCAUCUGGCUGGCUCCGGGGAAGAGCCCCUGGGUGUGGACAGCCUGGGGAAGCCCAGCAAAGCACCGGGGGGUGCUGAGCUGUCGGUGGCAGCUGGGGUGGCUGAGGGGCAGAUGGAGAACAUUUUGCAAGAGGCCACUAAAGAAGAGAGUGGGGCUGAGGAUCCUGCCCACAGGAGGGGCUGUGAGAUGCGGGAGGUCAAGGAGGAGGCACCCUCGGGAGAGGAGGGCAGCAGGGAGAGUGCGGGAGGCUCGGCUGUUGCGCUCCACCGAGACCCAGGACAGCCGGAUGCUGCUCUGAGCAGCCAGCUGGGCCCGAGCCUGCCUCUGCUUGCCCAGGGUGCUUCUGAGUGGCAGGAUGAACAGAGUCUUCUCCCCAGUUCUCAGCAGGUCCCCUCGGCAGGGGAGGAGUCCCAGACGGCCCCUGAACAGCUGCAAGCAGCAGACCCCACACAGGGAGGGGAGGAAGCCACCGUUCCCAUUCCUGGGGGUGCAAAUGUUGGCUACGGUACCUCACAGUCUAGUUCUCUGCCACCUUCCCAAGUCCCAUUUGAGACCAGAGGACCAAAUGUGGACAGCCCGGUGGACCUGAUGAUAGAAGAUAAGGUCAAGUCAGAAAGUGGUCCCCAAGGACAUCACAAACCUUGCUUGGUGAAGAGUGGCGAGGACACGGGGCCUAGGCCUUCCGAGAGCUUCCAAGCAGAGUUUGAGGUGUUCAGGACUUCCCCUGGCAGCACUCGGAACCCACCCUGUGCCCCCUGUGCCUUGCCCUUAGCUAAAUGUAAAGAGGGGCUUGUGUGCAAUGGUGCCCUGGAGGCAGAAAACAAGGCCUCAGAACUGCCCCUAGCACUCAGUACCUUCCACAAGUGCCCUGCGCUCAACGGGCACUGCGCCAACGGGGAGCUUGGUAGGAGCAAGGACUCCCUGAGCCGCCAGGUAUCGGCUAUGAGCUGCAGCUCUGCCCACUUACAGUCGAGGAAUGUGCACCACAAGUGGCUACACAGCCACUCUGGGAGGCCAUCCACAACCAGCAGCCCCGAGCAGCCUUCCCGCAGCCACCUGGACGACGACGGCAUGCCUGUGUACACGGACACAAUCCAGCAGCGUCUGCGUCAGAUCGAGUCCGGCCACCAGCAGGAAGUGGAGACCUUGAAGAAACAAGUCCAGGAGCUCAGGAGUCGCUUGGAGAGCCAGUACCUGACCAGCUCCCUACACUUCAAUGGGGACUUUGCGGACGAAGUGACUUCAAUCCCCGACUCGGAAAGCAAUCUGGAUCAGAGCUGUUUGUCUCACUGCAGCACAGAGAUUUUCUCUGAAGCCAGCUGGGAGCAGGUGGAUAAACAGGACACGGAGAUGACUCGUUGGCUCCCUGACCACUUGGCUGCUCACUGCUAUGCCUGCGACAGUGCCUUCUGGCUCGCCAGCAGGAAGCAUCACUGCAGGGAUGCUGACUGUGUUGAUCAAACGUGGAAUUGUGGGAACGUAUUCUGCUCCAGUUGUUGUAACCAGAAGGUUCCAGUCCCCAGCCAGCAGUUAUUUGAACCCAGUCGAGUAUGCAAGUCUUGCUAUAGCAGUCUACACCCCACGAGUGCCAGCAUUGAUAUUGAACUGGAUAAGCCCAUUGCUGCCACUUCAAACUGAAGCUCAGUAACUCCGAGUGGGCACAGGCCAAGCUGCUGUCCUCGGAGACCCACCCAGCCUGGGCAGCUGCGAGGCUCGUGCACUCUGGAAUGAGGGCAUGCAUCCACCUGUACGGAGAGACGGAAAUCUGGGAUGUUACCACUGGAUUGUAGAUUCUUUCCUCUUCACCCCCCAACCCCUUUUGCCAUCCUCUGACUUCACACAAGAAAAAUGUCCUCUGGUUGUCUUAAUCUUUAUGGGGGUGGUCUAUAGAUCAGAAUUCCCAGGCCCUUUCUAAUUGCUGAGCCACUGCUUCAGGGCUGCGGAGGUCUGGCUUGGUUCUUUCUGGGUGGGAGGAAGCUGACCAGGGCCUGGAGUGGAGUCCUUGAGAUGGGGAGCAGGGCAGCUGGCCAUUGCUAAUGCUGGUAACAAUGCCUCGCAUCCCUGCUGGUGACACCACAGCACCUGUCCCAGGAUCUCUGCCGUCUCCCUCCUGAG
Messenger RNA from Ochotona princeps (American pika), 4438 nucleotides. RefSeq names its product myotubularin related protein 3 (gene MTMR3). Gene Ontology annotation, molecular function: protein phosphatase binding; phosphatidylinositol-3,5-bisphosphate 3-phosphatase activity; phosphatidylinositol-3-phosphate phosphatase activity. Gene Ontology annotation, biological process: regulation of autophagy; dephosphorylation. The transcript is spliced from 21 exons. The coding region runs from base 377 to 3961 and encodes 1194 amino acids. The record is from RefSeq and is a predicted model, not a curated record. Lineage: Eukaryota; Metazoa; Chordata; Mammalia; Lagomorpha; Ochotonidae.